CCGCUCCUCCUCCUCCUUCACGAAACCCGCCGACGAACCGCAAAACCAAACAGAAACCCCCGGCAGCCCUCGUUUCGGUGCCUCCCGGUUCCCCGACACUGCUUCAUUUUUAGGGUCGUCGUAGACAGACAACACAGCCGAACAAUACAUUUUACUUUUUGAAGCUUUUUCAUAGCUGUCAUCGAUUAUAAAUACCAUGGGCCCUCCUCCAAGUGAUGACGUCAAGAUCGUGAUUAUGCGCACCGUCGGUGGUGAGGUCGCUCCGGCCUCCGCCCUCGCUCCCAAGAUCGGUCCCCUCGGUCUCUCCCCCAAGAAGGUCGGAGAAGACAUCAUGAAGGGCACCAAGGACUGGAAGGGACUCAACGUUACCGUCAAGCUGACGGUCGUCAACCGACAGGCCACCGUCUCGAUGAUUCCUUCCUCGAGCUCCCUCGUCAUGAAGGCCCUCAACGAGCCCUACCGCGACCGCAAGAAGGUCAAGAACGUCAAGCACGACGGAAACCUCACCCUCGACCAGGUCAUCGACAUUGCCAAGGAGAUGCGGGAGCGAUCCUGCGCCAGAAAGCUCGCCGGAACCGUCAAGGAAAUCCUCGGAACCUGCAACUCGAUUGGCUGCACCGUCAACGGAGAAUCCCCCCGGGACAUCCAGUCCGGAAUCGACGAGGGAGAAAUCGAGAUCCCCGAGUAAGCGAAGCGCCUUUCCACUCGGAAAGCAUUGGAUGCACUCUGCCGAGAUGGAGGGGUGGGAGAACACGGAUGUUCUCCGCGCCUUUCUUCGCGACACACCUUACGUUACGUAAUAUCUAAUGCAUGUUUUGGCUACGAACAAGGAGCUUGCGAGAGCACUCCCAAAAGCAAUAGAAGUUGUAUAUUUAG
Pseudo-nitzschia multistriata is the source of this 876-nucleotide messenger RNA. The record is from the annotation of a GenBank genome assembly. NCBI's taxonomy places the organism in Eukaryota, Bacillariophyta, Bacillariophyceae, Bacillariales, Bacillariaceae.